AUGUCGUCGAUGCGAGGCCUGGUCCAGUUCAUCGCCGACCUGCGGAAUGCACGCGCCCGUGAACUCGAGGAAAAACGGGUGAACAAGGAGCUGGCCAACAUCCGCCAGAAGUUCAAGUCAGGCCACCUUAACGGCUACCAGAAAAAGAAAUACGUCUGCAAGCUGUUAUAUGUCUACAUCCAGGGGUACGAUGUCGAUUUCGGACACCUCGAGGCCGUCAAUCUCAUCUCAUCCACGAAAUACUCCGAGAAACAGAUCGGCUACCUGGCCGUCACUCUCUUCUUACAUGAGGAGCACGAGUUGCUGCACCUGGUUGUCAACAGUAUUCGGAAGGAUCUUCUCGACCACCAUGAGCUUAACAAUUGUCUGGCACUACAUGCGGUCGCCAAUGUUGGCGGCAAGGAGCUCGGGGAGGCGCUAGGGGCCGAGGUACACCGGCUUUUGAUUUCACCAACCUCGAAAGCCUUUGUCAAGAAGAAGGCCGCUUUGACGCUGCUGCGAUUGUAUCGCAAGUACCCCGGCAUCGUGCGGAACGAAUGGGCCGAGCGCAUCAUCUCGAUCAUGGAUGAUCCGGACAUGGGUGUCACGCUGUCCGUGACAUCCUUGGUCAUGGCCCUCGCCCAAGAUCUGCCGGAGGAAUACAAGGGAUGCUAUGUCAAGGCUGCUCAGCGACUGAAGCGGAUUGUGGUGGACAAUGACAUUGCGCCAGAUUACCUCUAUUAUCGGGUACCUUGUCCAUGGAUACAGGUCAAGUUACUUCGCCUGUUGCAGUACUAUCCACCAUCGCAGGACAGCCACGUCCGGGAGAUCAUUCGAGAAUCUCUCCAGCAAGUCAUGCAAUCCGCAAUGGAAACCCCUAAGAACGUGCAGCAGAAUAACGCCCAGAAUGCGGUCCUCUUUGAAGCCAUCAAUCUCCUUAUUCACCUUGACUCCGAACACAACCUCAUGAUGCAAAUUUCUACCCGCCUGGGCAAAUACAUCCAGUCCCGCGAAACCAACGUGCGAUACCUCGGACUGGACGCAAUGACACAUUUUGCUGCUCGCGCUGAAACACUCGACCCUAUCAAAAAGCACCAGAACAUCAUCCUCGGCUCACUACGAGACCGAGAUAUCAGCGUCCGGCGGAAGGGACUGGAUCUGCUGUACAGUAUGUGUGACACCACUAAUGCUGGCCCGAUCGUCAACGAGCUUCUUCGGUAUCUUCAAACGGCCGACUAUGCUAUUCGUGAAGAGAUGGUGCUGAAGAUUGCCAUCCUCACGGAGAAAUAUGCCACCGACGCGCAGUGGUAUAUUGACAUGACCCUGAAACUUUUGUCGCUGGCUGGAGAGCACGUAAACGAGGAGGUGUGGCAGCGAGUGAUCCAGAUCGUCACCAACAAUGAGGAGUUGCAGGCAUAUGCCGCACACAACCUGUUGGGUUACUUAAAGACCGAUUGCCACGAGAGCUUGGUGAAGAUUGGCUGUUACGUUCUUGGCGAAUUUGGUCACCUCGUUGCCGACAGCGCAGGAUCGAGCCCGAUAGAGCAGUUCAUGGCACUACAGGCGAAGAUGUUCUCCAGUUCGGACAACACCCGGGCCAUGAUCCUGUCGUCGUUUGUCAAGUUUGUCAACCUGUUCCCCGAAAUCAAGCCUCAGCUCCUGCAGAUUUUCCGUCUGUAUAGUCAUUCUCCCGAUACCGAAUUGCAACAGCGGGCGUUUGAGUAUUUGUCGCUGGCGACACUUCCCACGGACGACUUGUUGCGGACUGUGUGCGACGAGAUGCCGCCCUUUUCCGAGCGCACUUCUAUCCUUCUCUCGCGGCUGCACCAGAAGACAGCCGGGACGAGUGAGAGGAAGACGUGGGUGGUUGGUGGCAAAGCUGCCAAUGCCGAUAAGCAGGAAGUUCUCAUGGCGCAGAAUACCGGUCUUAAGCGCACCUUCACGACAAUUGUCAACGGUACGCGAACGGGUGCUAACGGCGCCACUUCUCCGGGAGGGGCUUCGGGAGACCUGGCUGGCUUGGAUCUCAGCAGCGCGCCGGCGGCCCCGCCCCCAAACCUGGCCAGUGCUGCACAUCUCACGCCGGACUGGGACAUUGGAUUCAAUCGGUUGUAUUUCGCCAACGAGGGUGUUCUUUUCGAAGACGCGCAGAUCCAAGUUGGCACGCGGUCCGAAUACCGUGGCCCCAUGGGUGUCCUAAAGCUCUAUAUCACCAACAAGUCGACGUAUGGCAUUGGGUCUCUAACCACCACGGUCGACAACCCAGCUUCACCCAACCUGAAAAUCGACACUAAGAGCCUCCCGGAACCGAGCGUCGCUGCCUCUGGCCAGACACAACAGACACUAUUCUCCACGGCUCACGGAGCUUUCGCGGAUGCCCCGACUAUCCGCAUUUCCUAUCUGGCCGGUGCUCUCCAAGCAUACACGCUCCAGCUUCCGAUUCUGAUGCACCGAUUCAUGGAGCCCUCCGCAUUGUCAGCGGAAGACUUUUUCAAGCGCUGGCGCCAAAUUGGCGGUGGGCCGCUUGAGGCACAGAGCACUUUUGGUCUGACUGGAAAGAACAAGCGCAUCAACGAGACCUUUACUCGACGGGUCGUAGAGGGAUUCGCAUGGAAGAUUUUGGACAAUGUGGACCCGAACCAGACCAAUAUCGUCGGGUGCGCGGUGUUCCAGACCGAGGAAGCGAAGACGGGCUGCCUUUUGCGGCUGGAGCCCAACUACGAGAAGUCGAUGUAUCGGGUUACGAUUCGUGCGACGCAAGAGGACGUCCCACGGGCACUGGCGAGACAGAUGGAACUGAAGCUGACACAGGGCUUUUCAGAGGGCGUCUCGGAUUGA
Messenger RNA from Penicillium lagena, 2817 nucleotides. RefSeq names its product AP-2 complex subunit alpha. Gene Ontology annotation, biological process: intracellular protein transport; clathrin-dependent endocytosis. Gene Ontology annotation, molecular function: clathrin-cargo adaptor activity. Gene Ontology annotation, cellular component: AP-2 adaptor complex; membrane coat. The record is from RefSeq and is a predicted model, not a curated record. NCBI's taxonomy places the organism in Eukaryota, Fungi, Ascomycota, Eurotiomycetes, Eurotiales, Aspergillaceae. The transcript has 4 exons. Bases 1 to 2817 code for a protein of 938 amino acids.